AUGAGUUUAGAAAGCAUACGACAGAAGCAUAAUCCACCGCACGUGAACGGUUAUGGCCACGCGGGGUUUGUUAGACCACACGCCAGUCGAUUACGUUUGCGCAGCUCACGGGUAGCACUGGACCCUGUUGAUGACGAUAUUCUCAUCAAUUACCUCUAUGCUACCCCCGACAAUGCUGUCAAUAAAGAUGCAGAUAUGCAGAGUGUUGUGGAUGAAGGUGAUGACGCAGUAGCAGACACUACUGCCAAACCUACCGCAGCAGACACCUCCGCUAAAUUUACAGCAACAUCCUCCUGUGACGUUAAGCAUCAUAAUCUGACAAAACUGCAGAUUUGCUGGUCGGGCACAACCAACUACAAAAAGGCGGUCACAUCCAAACUCGCUGCAGACAACCAAGAAGAAAUGAUCCAGUGGUGUCUGCAGCUUUGUCAAAGUAUGAUUUUAUAA
Plasmopara halstedii is the source of this 447-nucleotide messenger RNA. RefSeq lists its product as uncharacterized. NCBI's taxonomy places the organism in Eukaryota, Oomycota, Peronosporomycetes, Peronosporales, Peronosporaceae. The transcript has 2 exons. The record is from RefSeq and is a predicted model, not a curated record. Bases 1 to 447 code for a protein of 148 amino acids.